This is a messenger RNA of Symbiodinium sp. CCMP2592, 1269 nucleotides long. NCBI's taxonomy places the organism in Eukaryota, Dinophyceae, Suessiales, Symbiodiniaceae. The record is from the annotation of a GenBank genome assembly.
AUGAGCCGCCCCUAUGACAGAGUCUCCGCAGACGUUCGCUGGGCUAUGACUGGAGCUCGGAUUCGAGAGCUACUUGUCGAUGCCGGCACAAGGGUCAGUGAACUGAAAGAGGAACUGGAGCAGUCGACCGGGACACCUGCCCGGUUUCUAGAUCUCAUUUGCGACGGAGCUGUGCUCCCUGACGACGCCUGUGCCUCUUACAGCUUUGCUCGGUCUGGGCACGUGGAGCUGCUGGUCUUGCGGAAGAAGGAGCCUCCGAGGCUUCUGGAUUUCCUCCUGUCGGCAGAGCUAGGAGAGGGCGAGACUCGCGAGACCCAGCCAGCGAAGCAGAGGGACUUGAACGAAGCGAAGUACAUCGAAGCAAAGUACAUCGUGGAAGCUUCGGCCUUCAUGCUGAACGAGCGGGACGUGAGGCGGGAAGAAGAGGAAGAGGGUCUUAGCUUGUGCUUCUGGGAUUGCUUUGACCAGUGCACGCCUUUGCAUUACGGAGCCGCCGUGGGCCAGGCUUUCGUCUGCCAGGCCUUGCUGGAUCACCCAGCAUUCCGUUCAGCUGAUGCGCUGGCCGAUGUGGGUGUCCCUCCGGGUUGCUACUGCUGCUCCGCAGAACUAGAGGGUGCAGAGUCCGUCACCGCCUUGCACACCGCUAUUCUGUGGCACCACAAAGAGAUUUGCUCACUCCUCCUGAAUCACAGUCGGUUUACCGCUGUUGCCACAGCGAAUGCUGCGGGUCAGACAGCUCUUCAUCUGGCCGUGCUCGGCAUGAGCGCAGAGAUGGUGCAGAUGGUCCUCGCCGAUGGCCGGGUGGACUUCAAUGCCCACACGAACGAAGGCCACACAGCGCUACGGUUGGCUUUGCAGCAGCGCCAGUUUCCGUGCAUGUCAGUUGGCAAGUCCGACCGAAUCAUCGCAGUGCUGCUCGAGCAUGGAAGCAGCAGUGACUGCGGGGAUGUUCUCGAGGCAGCUGUGGAGCACAAGGACACACGGCUGGUGCACGUGGCUGUAAGGUGCCGUCAUGGCAUUGAGCAGAUGCUGCUGGGAGUUCUUGUAGGCAAAGGCCACCCGAACAUCGGGCUCUUGUUUUCAGAACCGGAAUCCACCAAGGAAGCCCGCUCCCGCAAGCGGUUUCUCAAUAAGCAGAGGAAGGACCGAACACUAGCAAGGAGGCUUCAGAGUCCCAAUGCAAAGCAAGCGGUCCGCCGUCCCUCAAAAUCCAGAAACAGCUGGAUGCAUACCGAGUUUGACUUCUCCUUCUGUCCUGGAAGUCCAUGA